Messenger RNA from Camponotus floridanus (Florida carpenter ant), 1070 nucleotides. RefSeq names its product peptidoglycan-recognition protein SC2. The record is from RefSeq and is a predicted model, not a curated record. Bases 169 to 870 code for a protein of 233 amino acids. The transcript has 3 exons. NCBI's taxonomy places the organism in Eukaryota, Metazoa, Arthropoda, Insecta, Hymenoptera, Formicidae. Gene Ontology annotation, biological process: peptidoglycan catabolic process. Gene Ontology annotation, molecular function: N-acetylmuramoyl-L-alanine amidase activity; zinc ion binding.
GCAUUUGAAGAGGGGACAUGGAGUUAAGGGACUACGAAACGGAUUGAUUCAACGAUUUGUCCGAGGGACUUCCCGGCUGCCGUUCAGUUUUUUGUUUAAAAGCGGACGCAGUUAUACGAUGCCUACCCAGUUUCACGUUUGACACGCGCUGUAACGGUGUCAAUUAUCAUGAAGUCAUCCUCCUACCUUGUCGGAUCAUUCGUACUAUACAUCUUGGUGCUCGAACACAAAAUCCUUCCUAUACCUGCCAUUGACAUUGACAGCAUGAAUUUCGUGAAUGCAAUCGAGUGUCCGAGAAUCGUCAGCCGAAGCGAAUGGAAGGCCAGGAAGCGCCUCGAUUUUCAAAUUCUGUCGGUUACACCGACGCCGUAUGUGGUGAUCCAUCAUGGCGGUAUAUCUAAAUACUGUCGUGACCAGGAGACAUGCUCUGCGAUCGUUAGAUCUUACCAGGACCUUCACAUGGACGAUCGAGGCUGGUGGGAUAUCGGCUAUAAUUUCCUCAUUGGUGAAGAUGGCAACGCUUACGAGGGACGUGGUUGGGAUUAUGUGGGCGCCCAUGCACCUGGCUAUAAUACCCAGAGCAUCGGCAUAUGCAUCUUAGGAGACUUCAGCGACUUUCUCCCGAAUCUGGCCGCCUUGAAGACGCUAAACGAGCUGAUAGCUUGCGGGAUUUCACUUGGUAAAAUAAGCGAUAAGUACAAUGUGCUUGGUCAUCGACAGGCGCGGAACACGGAGUGCCCUGGCCAAAGCCUUUACGAGUACGUAACUACUCUUCCUCGUUGGACCGCGAAUCCGAUACCCAUUCGUUUGGCCAUGACAUUGCAAAAAAACGACAUCGAGAAGAACAGCACAUCGAAUGAAGAGAACUGAAAAAUAAAAACAGCAUAUCGCUUUAUAAUGAAAUUUCUGGACGUCAAAUAGGUCAAAGGUCAAAGGUCGAGAUCAUACUGAAUCCUAUAAGCCAAUAUAAAAUGAAGAUUUGAUGUAAUAAGACUAUAAAUGCAAUAGUACAAAUUACAUCAUUUCCAUUAAAAUAAGGUAAAAAUCUUAUAAUUUAUUUUACGUCAAUU